This is a messenger RNA of Trifolium pratense (red clover), 588 nucleotides long. RefSeq names its product NADH dehydrogenase [ubiquinone] iron-sulfur protein 5-B. NCBI's taxonomy places the organism in Eukaryota, Viridiplantae, Streptophyta, Magnoliopsida, Fabales, Fabaceae. Gene Ontology annotation, biological process: mitochondrial respiratory chain complex I assembly. The record is from RefSeq and is a predicted model, not a curated record. The coding region runs from base 65 to 313 and encodes 82 amino acids. The transcript is spliced from 2 exons.
AUGGUUUAGAAGAAGGAAGCAAAAAUCAGUGAGAUCUCCGAAGCGGAAGAAGUUAGGGAGAGAAAUGGCAUCUGGUUGGGGAAUCACAGGAAACAAAGGCCGUUGCUACGAUUUCUGGAUCGAUUUCAGCGAGUGUAUGUCUACUUGCAGAGAACCCAAAGAUUGUGUUCUUCUUCGUGAAGAUUACUUCGAGUGCCUCCAUCAUUCCAAAGAGUUCCAACGAAGAAAUCGGAUUUACAAGGAGGAGCAACGCAAACUAAGAGCUGCUGCCAGGAAAGGUCAGGAUGACGGAGCUGUUACUGAACAUCACUAGCAUUUGUUAUUAACUGUCAAUUUAAGCUUCUGAACAAUUAUUUUAAUAAAACGUUUGUAAUUUCGCUGGGAUUGGUAUUUCUACCUUUUGUGUGAGCCUUUUUGACAUACGGGCUUCUUUUCCCUGUGCAAUAAUUCGGAGGUUAACUUGCGGUUGCAAAUUAGACACUGAAAUAUGUUUGAGGUUAGAGGAUUGAAAUCCUCAAAAUGAAAGAGAAUCAACAGAUAAAGUUCUGAUAUAGUGUAAUUAUGCAGUAAAUUUUGGAUUUUCGUGAA